AGUGUGCCCUCUACUGGAGAUCCCGCGUCCACUUGUUAGAUAAAUUGAUUAAAUGUUUCAGGUUUCAUAGCCUAGAUGGAUGGAUCGAUUAACAUAUAUUUCUCUCUGAUAGCAUGUUUUUUUGCUUGUUUGUUUCACUGCUUGAUUGUUAACUACGCUAUUCAACACGCUAUACAUUUAGUCAUAUUUCCUGCUGUUUGGCAUCAUCAGGGUUAUCGGUUAUCAUCUAAGUGGUCCUAAUGUCAACUCUUUAAAUGCCUUUGAUAUCUGUUUUGGUGCAUAUAAAUCGUACGUCUUUCAUGCCACAGGCAUUAUCGAUUAGUGUUAAUGAUGUAUCCGUUCUAAACAAAACCAGAACAAUCCAGUUACCUGUAUUGAUUAAACUGUGUACUAUGCAGACUUCAACCGCGUGUCAUUCUAAAAUGCGCCCUGUGCUCGAUUGAUUGGGUCUGUAUAACACCGGCUGCCUGGGAGACUCAAAGUAAACUCGUGGCUUGGGUGACAGCAUACGUUCAUCAUAACCAGGCUAUAAUACAUAGCUCUUGAAGUGAAAGUAUACAUUUGUUCAGCGAUGUCUAACGAUGCAGCAAAACUCUCCAAUAACCUCUUACGCAUGAAGUUCAUGCAGAGAGGCCUUGACGCAGAAACUAAGAAACAGCUGGAAGAGGACGAGAAAAGAAUCAUAAGCGAUGAGCACUGGUAUCUUGACUUGCCAGAGCUCAAGGCUAAGGAGAACCAAAUCAUCGAAGAAAGGAGUUUUGUGCCGUGUGAGGACCUCAAGUAUGGCCGUAUAUCAUUCAAAGGUUUUAAUCCUGAAGUGGAGAAGCUCAUGCUGUUGAUGAAUGUCCAGGAGGAAACCGAAGAGGAGGAUGUGGAGGACUUAAGCAGAAUGAUAACGGAUGUCACUGAUGAAGAAAUGGCCAUAAGGUACGAGAGUCUCGUAGACAGUAUGAAGAAAAAGUUUGCCAAGAAGAGGGACAGAUCUGCUAUCGAAAAGGACGUCGUCCAAACUGUUACAGAACCUACCAAGAAGAUAUUUUUAAAACCUCAAGAUUAGCCCAUUAUCACUCUGGACUAAACAGCUGUGUAUUACUAUAUUAAUGUGUUCUCUUUUCCUAGUCAGUACUUUAGUCAGUACUUUUUAUAAGGAAUAUCCUCGGAUAUAACAUUAUUUUAAGAUGUUUGGAUGUUAUACAUCCUUUUUUCUAAAUGUAUAUAUUUUUAGGUUAAUGGAUAUGCAAUGUGAUGCAUUCUUCUGUAAUAGAUUUUUUACACUCGCAUUACAUUUGGAAACGAGUCCAUUAAACUAUUGACUUAAUGUUCAA
This is a messenger RNA of Gadus macrocephalus (Pacific cod), 1325 nucleotides long. RefSeq names its product M-phase phosphoprotein 6 (gene mphosph6). The transcript is spliced from 5 exons. The coding region runs from base 572 to 1057 and encodes 161 amino acids. Gene Ontology annotation, biological process: maturation of 5.8S rRNA. Lineage: Eukaryota; Metazoa; Chordata; Actinopteri; Gadiformes; Gadidae. The record is from RefSeq and is a predicted model, not a curated record.